UAGUUUCCAACAACAACAGGUGAGUGAUCGGUCAGAAAUUGUUUGACAGCCAGAGUUUCUUUCCUGCAGGUGUGAAGUGGCAGAGAAAAGAAACAUUUCUCAAUAUAACAGUGUGUAAUACCAGUGUGUAUUACCAGUGUGUAUUUUGUUGGUUUCUGUGUGUGUUGGUUCAGCCUGAGGUCUGGAACUGGACCAGGUCCAGCUGGUUCUCCUCAGACUGACCUCCUGGUCCAUCCACUCUGACUUACACUUGUCUUCCCUCCUCUCCUCCCAGCUUCCCUUGAAUCCUCCCUCCCUCCUCACCUGCUGACCAACUCUCAUCCUCUCUCUCUCUCUGUCUCUCUGUCGCUCUCUGUCUCUCUCUGUCUCUCUUGACUCUUUGAUCCCAGCAGUAUGUCUACUCCCGUCUCCCCUUCACCUUCUCUCUCUCCACUCACCCUUUCUUCCCCUACAUCAGCCAACUCCACCAGUGCCUCCCCUUUGCCCUCGCCCCUCUCCCCUCCACCCAGGGUUCCUGUGUUCCAGAGGAGGGGAGCUCUGAAACACAAGAGGAUUGUUGAGGUGAAGGACCACCAGUUCAUGGCCCGCUUCUUCAAACAGCCCACCUUCUGCAGCCACUGCACCGACUUCAUCUGGGGUCUCGGCAAACAGGGCUUCCAGUGUCAAGUUUGCAGUUUUGUGGUCCACAGGCGAUGUCAUGAGUUUGUGACCUUCACUUGUCCCGGCUCAGUGACGGCCCCCCGACCUGAGGACCUGAAAAGUCGACACAACUUCAGGGUCCACACCUACUCCAGCCCCACCUUCUGUGACCACUGUGGUUCUCUGCUCUACGGACUCAUCCACCAGGGCAUGAAAUGUUCCAGUUGUGACCUGAACGUCCAUCGACGCUGUGAGACCAGUGUACCCAGUCUCUGUGGUCAGGACCAUACGGAGAAGAGAGGCAGGGUCCACCUGAGUGUCCGAGGGGAGGCGGAGGAACUCUUUGUCACAGGUGGAGGAACACGCUGCAGUGACACGGUCAAGCGGAGAAGGUUCUGUUCUUUCUCUGCUUCCUACGACUCUCUGUUCUCCACAGUCAGGGAGGCCCGGAACCUGAUGCCCAUGGAUCCAAACGGUCUGUCCGACCCCUAUGUCAAACUAAAACUGAUUCCAGAUCCAAAGAGUCACAGCAAACAGAAGACCAAGACCAUUCGCUCCACCCUCAAUCCUGUCUGGAACGAGACUUUCACUUUCUCAGUGCGGGGUCAUCAGUGGGACAGAAGACUCUCUGUGGAGGUCUGGGACUGGGACCGUACGUCCAGGAACGAUUUCAUGGGUGCUCUGUCGUUUGGAGUGAGUGAGAUCUUCAGGCGUCCAAUCAGUGGCUGGUUUAAACUCCUGGCUCAAGACGAGGGAGAGUACUACAACAUCCCAGUACCAGACCCAGACCUGCAGGAGCCCCAGUCUGAGGCUACAACACCUUCUCUGCCCCAAGUCAAGCCCCCGCCCCCGUCUGAACCCUUUCCUCCAGUCCUGUCCCCAGGUCCGCUCCUGUCCUGUGGAACCGUUUCCUCCACAGGCCCCAGCAAAGUCAAAGUGGGAAUCCAUGACUUCAACUUCCUCAUGGUCCUGGGGAAGGGCAGCUUUGGCAAGGUGCUGCUGGCGGAGGAGCGCGGCAGCGAACGUCUGUUUGCAGUCAAGGUCCUGAAGAAAGACGUUCUCUUCCAGGAUGAAGACACUGAGAGUGCUCUGGUGGAGAGGAGGGUCCUGGCCCUGUCCUCCCGCCCCCACUUCCUCACAGCACUGUACUGUGCCUUCCAGACUGAGGACCGUCUUUAUUAUGUGAUGGAGUAUGUGAACGGAGGAGACCUGAUGUUCCACAUCCAGAUCGUUGGGAAGUUCAAAGAACCUCACGCAGCGUUCUAUGCAGCAGAGGUGGCAGUGGGGCUUUUCUUCCUCCACAGGCAGGGCAUUAUCUACAGGGACCUGAAGCUGGACAACGUCCUGCUGGACGGACAAGGACACAUCAAGAUAGCUGACUUUGGCAUGUGCAGGGAGGGGAUGUUUGAGGGGGACACCACACGUACCUUCUGUGGUACCCCCGACUACAUCGCCCCUGAGAUCGUGGCCUAUCAGCCCUACAACAAGGCCGUGGACUGGUGGUCUUAUGGGGUCCUGCUGUAUGAGAUGCUGGCUGGACAGCCACCGUUUGAUGGUCUGGAUGAAGAGGAACUGUUCCAGUCCAUCCUGGAGCAGAGCGUCUCAUAUCCUAAAAGUCUCUCUAGAGACGCUGUUUCCAUCUGCAAGGGACUUCUGACAAAGAACCCUGCGAAGCGCCUGGGUGGAGGCGAGGAGGCGGAGCGAGACAUCAAGGAGCACCAGUUCUUCCGCUGGAUGGACUGGGAGAGGCUGGAGAGACUGGAGCUGCCGCCGCCCUUCAGGCCAACAACUGGUGGAAGAAAAGGAGAAAACUUUGACAAGUUCUUCACAGCCGCUCCCCCAGCCCUCACCCCCUCUGACCCUGAUGUUCUGGCAGCCAUCAACCAGGAGGACUUCCAGGGCUUCUCCUUCAUCAACGCUGACUUUGCCCCAUCACCAUUGACAGCUGUUUGAAGAGGUGGGGGCUGCUGCCCCAACAACUGCCCCGUCAACGUCUGUCGUUUCAGCAGAAAAUUCAAAAUCUUUGAUGAAAAUCUUUUUUUGGAUCUUGACUCCCUCUCUCUCUCUGCCCCCCCCCCCCUUCACUUCAUCCUUGACAUUUCUUCCACAUAUAUAGUAUGAUGCCUACACAUAUACUGUAUAUAUUUAUAUUUGUGUUCAUGCUCUGUGGUUGGAGCGACUCAUUCUCUCCAGUUUUGGUGGAAUGUUCCAGAGAGUCGUACAUUAACAGGUUAUUGAACACUUAUUAUUCUCUUGUAUGUUGGUGGUACUGCAGGUACUUUUGAUUGUGGUACAUGAGUACCACUAACCAGGUGAAGGUACUCUGGGUUCUUGGUACUACUGUACUCACAGCAGGAAGUGAAACCACUCUUUUCUUAAAUUACUGUAGAGUUGUACUUCAUCAUUAACACAGGAAUACUUGAUAGCAACUGUGAAAGUGUGUAUUUUUUGCAUAGCGUAGGUGUAGCCUAAAGUACUGACAGUUAUAAGAUACUUCUGUGUAUAGUCUUGUGUCUAGUGUUGUGUUCUGGUUAAUUCAACAUGAGGCUCACUGUUUAAUGUAUGGACGAACAGUGACACCUGUGGCCAAACCCUGUCUCAGCAGAACAAGUGACUAAAUAAAUAUUUAGGUUUAUGAUAAACUGCUCUUCACUCACUGACCAGCAGGUGAUGUUUUAUUGGUCGUUUUGGUCUAACCCUUCCUCCCGUGUCAACAAAAGCAUUUUUCCGUCACUGACUUCCUGUCGGCCUGUGAGGAAGGAAGUCUGUCCUACAAAAUAAAACACCUCAAGUCAAGAUAGUGACUGUAGGUUGAACCAGUGGUUCUCAAUCAGUGGGCUGUGUAGCCCUGGUGGUACGUUGGUACAGUUUGUAGGGUCAUUCGAUUCCCAUCAGGUUCAGGCUGAGUUGAACCAAAGUUGCAGACACUGUCCACUGACACGGUCCAGUUGCAGUACUAGUACUUCAUUAAGGUCAAAGAAUACUUCAUAUAUUUCAUACAAAUGAUCUCCACGUUUUUUUUUUUACCCAUGAACCUUCAGUUAAAACAGAGCAGUAACUGAGCUCUGGAGCCUGUGGGUGGUUCUCAAACUGUGGUACAUGUGCCACAGGUUGUACCUCCAGUGAAGUACAAUUAAAGUAUUUUUUGGAGUGCUACUUCAUUCUGCAGUGUGUCUGAACAUGGUCUAAUAAUAGUAUCAGGAACUGGUACCUGAGCACUGCUGGUACUCUGUGGUGGGACUUGGUGUAUGAACAGUGGACCAGUGGAAUAAUGAUGUUCUUUGUACUGAAAACAAUAACAUUGGAAUAAAAUCACUAGGAGAAAAUUCUGAACCCAGAUCAGUUUCAUUUUAUGAUUCUGCAGAGAAAACACACACACAGGACGCUGACCUCUAAUAACAGCAGUAACAGUAACAGCAGU
This is a messenger RNA of Cynoglossus semilaevis (tongue sole), 4060 nucleotides long. It is a transcript of the gene prkcg, whose product is annotated as protein kinase C, gamma. The coding region runs from base 394 to 2592 and encodes 732 amino acids. Gene Ontology annotation, biological process: protein phosphorylation. Gene Ontology annotation, molecular function: diacylglycerol-dependent serine/threonine kinase activity; zinc ion binding; ATP binding. The transcript is spliced from 15 exons. The record is from RefSeq and is a predicted model, not a curated record. Lineage: Eukaryota; Metazoa; Chordata; Actinopteri; Pleuronectiformes; Cynoglossidae.